Molecule: messenger RNA, 811 nt
Organism: Anopheles nili
Lineage: Eukaryota; Metazoa; Arthropoda; Insecta; Diptera; Culicidae
Gene: Glo1
Product: lactoylglutathione lyase
Exons: 4
Coding region: 162-695 (177 amino acids)
Molecular function (GO): metal ion binding; lactoylglutathione lyase activity
Source: RefSeq, a predicted model, not a curated record
GGCCGGGUUUACUCGGUGGUGUUUUAUUAUAGUUUUUAAUGUUGAAAACCAUUUGAAACAUAUCCGGCAAAGGUUUUGUAGUGUUAUCGCCUUAGCUGAAAUCCUUAAGUAAACAGUUUGUUAUCUGUGUGCCUUACGAUUUUAUUAAAUUUUCUACCAAAAUGGCUGAAGGUUUGACCGAUAAGGAAGCGAAGGAGCUUCUAAAGCUGCCGGAUGCCGAAACAAAGAACUUUCUUUUUCAACAAACGAUGUACCGCAUCAAGGAUCCGCGAGCUUCGCUUCCGUUCUACAAUGAGGUGCUUGGCAUGAAUUUGCUGUGCAAGCUGGACUUCCCGGAGGCGAAAUUUUCACUCUACUUCAUGGGAUAUGAGGACAUCGGCAGCCAACCCACGGACCGCAAGGAGUGUAUGCAAUGGGCUAUGAGCCGUAAAGCGACCCUUGAGCUUACUCAUAACUGGGGCACUGAGAACGAUUCCGAGUUCAAGUACCACAAUGGCAACACCGACCCUCGUGGAUACGGCCAUAUCGGAAUUAUGGUACCCGACGUUAAGAAAGCGUGUGAACGGUUCGAUCGACUGGGUGUGGAGUACGUAAAGCGCCCGGACGAAGGCCGCAUGAAAGGAUUGGCCUUUAUCAAGGAUCCGGACGGUUAUUGGAUUGAGAUUUUCAACGCGUCCACAGUGGCUGCCCAUUAAUUUCGCUUGCAUUGAUAGCAAAGAUGGUAAGGUAGCUCUCUGACGCUACCGGAAGUUGUAUUUUAAAUAAAACGGGAUAUUCAAUACGGUGUAACCAUGGUAAAUGCUGUUCAAAU